AGCUUAUUAGACAAGUUUGGUAAACCAACAAGUUGAGCAACCUAGUAGUCUACCAAGAGCUCACUGCCCAACUUGAUCGGCUGGCUUCUUGAUUGACAUUGACACAGACAGCGACCUCACUGAAGUCUCAUUCAAUAAGUUUCUUUCUCUCCAACAAAUAAUUUCACCCAAUCUCAAGGUAUCUAUUCGAUUUGUAUUUGUUUUAUUUUUUUAAAAUAAUUUUUGUGUUCACAUUGCUUAUUAAGGUUGUGUAGAAUGAUUGUAGUUGUGAGCAGAACAUAUUUUGAUAGAUAUCAUUCCAAAUCUGCUCUAAUUCGGGUGAAAAAAAAAAAUUUCAAAACUGUACAUCGUUUAUGGGUUUUGUGGGCGAUAACAGUUGAUCGGGCUUAGUUUCGGAACAAAGCCCGAUAGGGCUUUGUGGGGGAACGAAGCCCGAUCGGGCUUUGUUCCCCCACUAAGCCCGAUUAUGAUUUUUGUUGCCUACAAACCUGAUAUGGUUUUUAUAUAUAUUAUUUUUUAAAAUAAUAUGAGUAUUUUGUUAAAUAAUUUAAUAUUAUAUAUGAGUAAAAUAAUAUAAUUUAAUAUAAUAUAUUUAAUUUUAUCAUAUUAUUUAACAAAAUUUAACUUUUCAAGCAUUUGUGCCUAAAUGUGUUAUGUUAAAAUCCUCCAAUGUUUUUCAUAAAAUUUUUAAAUAUUUUUCUUAAAUUACAUAUGAAAAAUUAUCAUAACUUGGUUGUUAGUUUAUAAGUCAAAAAUCAUGUUUAAUUGUACAAAUCAUCUCUUUAGAAAAAGAAAAUAAAAUACAAAUCUCAAAAAGCAAAUAAACUUACUUACUUAUAGUUAUGACUUGGUUUAAUAAGGAAAUGAACCCGAUUUGGGUGUGUGUGGGUCCGUUGCAUCCAUGGUAAUGGUGAGACUAAUUUUUUACUCCUUUCAAUCUUGCAACAAUGGAUUUAGUGCAGUUGGUCAUCGUGUGGAACGGGGAAUGGAAUGAUAAUAAGUAUAUUGGGGAUAAUAGGAUGUGUGCGAGAAUCUACAAAAAUACGACUUUUACUCAAUUGGUUGAGAUUGUGUACACAGUAACGGGAAUUGAUAAAACAAGGUACGACAUCACCAUUCAUUUUGUAACGGAACACUCAAGCGAACUUCCAGCUACCAAGUUCCCUAUCAAGGACGACUACGGUGUCAGGUUUAUUAUGUGCGAUGACAGAAAAUAUAAAGUGAUGUAUGUUGAUAUGAUUUGUAAAGAUAUUGGAGUUUGUAACCUACGUAGUGGUGGUAAUCAAGAUUCAGGUGCCGUUCCAUUUACAUCCGCACGUAGUCCACUGCAAAAUGAUGAUUUUGGUACAUAUGGUAUGGGUGGUUUGUCAGAUGACGCUCCACAUACGGAUGAUGAUUGUGAUAAUGAAACUGAUAAUAAUAGUGACGAUAGCGAUGGUGAUAAUAGUGAUGAUGGUGGUGAUGAAAGAGAAGUGAGUCCGGAGUACCCAGAAGUAAGAUUUUCAGGUUCACAAUUUGAGGACAACCAUUUACAAAGAAACUGGAUCGUUCCUGGUGUAGAAAAUUAUGCAAUUGAGGAAACAAGACCUGAAGUGUCUAUUCCAUACCAAGGUGAUCUUUUACACAUGGGUGCACUCUUUAAAAGUAAACAUGAACUAAUUUUGGCAUUUGGACAAUAUUGUGUUGAUGUGAAGAUGGACUAUCGAGUCAGACGUUCGUGCACAAUUCGAUUUGAGGCUGGUUGCAAGGAUGUGAACUGCAAAUUUAUGCUUCGUGCAAGAUGUAGACCUGGUUGUUCAUUUUGGCAUGUGGUGAAAUUUAUGCCGAGUCACACGUGUACUCCGGACAUAUACGAUUCACAUUUUCGAAGUGUGAAGGCUAUUGUCAUCGGAAGUUUGUUUUCUGAAAGAGUGGCGAGUAGUGAAUAUACACCUAGAAUGCUAAUGGGGGAGUUGCUGGAACAACAUGGUGUGCAGAUUAUGUACACUAAAGCUUGGAGGUCUUUACAACAUGCAAAGAGACUUACUUAUGGUAAUCCAGAUGAAUCAUAUCAGCAACUACCCUCAUAUUUUCACAUGUUAAAAGAAACAAAUCCUGGCAGUAUCACGGCAAUAGAGACAGAUGAAAAUAAUUAUUUUUUAUAUUCAUUUUUUGCACUCGGAGCUUGCCUUCAUGGUUUUCGAUCUUACAUAAGACCGGUUGUUGCCGUUGAUGCCACACAUUUGAAAGGUGAACACAAAGGGGUGAUAUUCGUUGCAACUUGUAAAGAUGGGGAGCAAAUGAUUUAUCCCAUCGCUUUUGGAUUUGGAGAUGGUGAGUCUGACAGAUCAUGGAUAUGGUUUUUGACGAAAUUGAGAGAGGCUAUCGGAGUGCGAGAAGAUUUAGUCAUUGUUUCUGAUCGUCACCAAAGCAUUGCGAAUGCGAUGAGUCAUGUCUUCCCUUCUGUCCCACAUGUCUUUUGUUUCUUCCACCUUAAGAAAAACUUGAAGAAACGUUGUAGACAGCGAAAAGAUGUGAUGACUGCAUUCUACCUUGCAGCAUACAGUUACACCACAAUAGAGUGUGAUACAUACUUGGCAGAAAUACAAUCGAUGCAUCCUCAGACUCAUCUGACAUUGAUGGAAGCAAGACCAGAAAAGUGGUCACGUGCAUAUUGUCCAAGAAGAAGAUAUUCCAUGAUGACCACCAACAUUGCCGAGUCUCUCAAUAAAUGCAUGAUGAAAGCACGUCGGUUGCCUAUAACAAGUGCACAUGAAUUUUUGAGACAUAUGCUUCAGAAAUGGUUUAGUGAUAGACGUGCUGCAGCCGCCAGACUCGAAACCAUUGUGACCUCCGCUGCAGUGGCACAUGUUAACUUGGCGCAUGCCAAAACAUUAGACCGAGGAUGUCGUGUAGUUCCUAUAAUACAAGGGAACAAAUACCUCGUGCAACAUGCAAAGGAAGGCGAUGGGAUAGUUGACAUUGUUGCGAGUAUAUGCAGUUGUCGCAAGUGGGACAUUGAUCAAAUGCCAUGUCUUCAUGCAAUUGCUGCUAGCAGUUUCAUGAGGGUGCACUACCAUAUGCUUUGCCAUUCAUAUUACACUACAGAUUGGGUCAGACGCGCAUAUGCACUUCCCAUCAAUCCUCUCCCUAACAAGGCCGCUUGGGUUCUUCCAGCGUACGUCAGACAGAUAGUUAUACUCCCACCUGUGCAAAGACGACAACCGGGUAGACCGAGAAAUGGUCGGAUUCCUUCCAUAGGGGAAGCUCGUCGAAGAAAAAAAUGUGGAAAAUGCGGUGAACUAGGACACAACAGUCUUGGUUGCCCUAAUGAAUGGACUUCCUCCAUUGGAGAGUCGAGCACAGCCACUACUUCAGAAUCCAGGGAUGCUGCUAGGGCCUCUGCAAGGGCAAGCCGGAAAUGCAGCAUUUGCAAAGAGACUGGACACACUCGUCGUCGGUGCCCUAUACAGUUGUCAAUUCCAGGUGAUGAUAAUAUUGUCAAUGAUGAAAACAAUCAAUAGACAUUAACUCAUUCAGCAAUGCUCAAAAAUCACUGGCACGAUACAAAAAGGAUGACAACAUCAAUCAAAUAUCUUUUUGUCGGGGGUUCAGAAAUGAAUAUUAUUUUUUACAUUAAUAUUUGAAAUUGAGAUUUAUUCAUAUUUGUAAUCUUUCAAUUUCUUUCAUCUAAACUCAUAAUAAUUAAUUUAAUUGACAGCUUGUGUUGUAGUAUGUUGUUGAGCAAAGAACUGAGUAUAUAAUGCAGUUUCAAUAGCACC
This is a messenger RNA of Diospyros lotus (date-plum), 3761 nucleotides long. RefSeq lists its product as uncharacterized. Lineage: Eukaryota; Viridiplantae; Streptophyta; Magnoliopsida; Ericales; Ebenaceae. The transcript has 4 exons. Gene Ontology annotation, molecular function: zinc ion binding; nucleic acid binding. Bases 948 to 3503 code for a protein of 851 amino acids. The record is from RefSeq and is a predicted model, not a curated record.